UAAAAUGCAAGGCCGAUUCAUACCACUAGAUGUCUCUGUAACACAGAUUUUAUCAUAUUUAUAUGGAUUUUAUCCUUUAUGAAUUAUCAUUUGCUGUGAACCAGUCUCGCGUUGUCAGACCUAUCUCCACACUGUGAACCUAACAUGGUUGAUCGCGCUCGAUGUAACAGGUAAGUUCAGGGCAUGGUUCAGGGGAAGGGUAAAAUCCAUAAGUACGGAGGAAAUUCCGUUUCACUAUUUUUGACUGUGUGAGUGUUUUCAUUUCUUGAAACACUGGAGGUAAACGUAAGACAAGGAAUAUUUCCCAUUGCACCUGGGGAUUCCCAUUUAAAAGUGUUGCACUAACCCAUUGAGGACACACUCAAAGCAGGUGGAGUCAAAACAGCAUCACGUGACAAGGUGCAGACUUUUAUAGAGGUGUGCUUAGAUAAGAAAACAUAUUUUCACAAAGGCCUGUUAUGGAGACAGGUCAUUUGGCUGUGCCCGAACAGAGUGUGAGAUAUUGAGAUAUUUACAAUGGAGCUCAAUGGUACACUGAGUGAAGAUCAGAUUGAUGUUCUCUCUACUGAGUACUUAGUGUUACUCACUCCCAGUGUGAUUGGAAGUUUUUCUGUUCUGGUGGUUUCUACAGUGAGAUGGAGGCAUCUAAAAGAACAGGUGCUCCUCCUGGUGCAGCUCGCCCUGGCGGACCUCCUGGCUGCUCUGAUCCUGAUGUCCACCAGUGUCAUGAACAAAUUGAGUAUUGACAACAGUGUAAUCAUCUGCCAAUACAGCCUGCCACUGUCACUGACAUUUUAUUUUAUUUCAUUUUUGCUGGUGGUGGUUUACGCAUGGAAUUCAAAGAAUGCAAUCCAAGGGUGGAGAGCAAGAUCCACUGAGGAUGAGGGUGGACAGAGUCGGUGUAGAAGGAAAAUAGUCGCUAUACCUGUAUAUGCCAUUGUGUGGUUGAUCCCUAUUGCAAUAUACAUAGCAUAUGUGCUCACUCCAUUCAUAAAAACAACUCAGAUGAUUCCAGUCCCUGACAGAGCAUUGAUUUUCCGUAAUGAUAGCAAAUACUGCACCAGUUGUAUUUUGUUCUUGCACGUCUGGAGUGAUUCCUGCUCUGUUGCUGAGAGAAUUCAUGACACUUUCAUUAGAGUUGUUCUCUUCCUCGUUGUGAUAUCAGUGAUGCUUUCUUGCUCUGUCAUUUACUAUAAGGUUGGCAAAUGGUAUGAAAGACAUGAGCAGGGAGGGCUUUUUCCUGUGGAGGGAGAUGGACGUUCAAGAAGGAGAUUCAAAAGAGUGUUUUCUACUGCAAGAAAUAUGGUGAUGGUCAUCUUAUUCUGCUGGACACCAGCUCUUGUACUCAUUCUGCUGUCUACCCUGCUGAAUUGGAAAAACAUUGAACAACGCAGCCUAUUUGGCCUUUACAUGCUACAGGCUGCAAGCGUGUCCCUGCAAGGCUUUCUAAACAGUAUGGUGUACGCCUGGAGACGGCCCAACUUCAGGGAGGCUGUUCUAGGGGAGAAUACACCCCUGCUGGCACACGAACACCUGGCCUUCUUUGAUGAAUCACUGAGGAGCUCGUUGUGAUUCGACAAUUAGUCGCCUCUAAACACAUUGAGAGACAUUGUUGUGCUGCUGAAACAACACGCUGGCUGGAGAAAGACUGACUGCAAGCCUGACUUCAUGUCAAUCUAGACUGAAAAACAUAAUGUUCUCAUGUGUGGCCUGCAGAAGAAAAUGAAAUAGUUACUUACAGAUGAAGGAUGCACAAAGACUGAUGCAGUGUUUUUCUCUGCGGCUGCUGAUUUUUUAUGAAUUGAACAAACUCAUAGUUGAGUAUAGCAACAUAUUUGUUUGUAUAAAUGGGGACAAAGGGACUUUUGGAUAAAGUGUAGAAUUGUGUUUUAUUUAUACUGUGCUAAAAGUCCUAUUAAUGUACUGUUUUAUUGAGAUUUAAAUGUCAUAGAAAACAAUGGAAUUAUUGUGGCAUACGAUUUUCAUUUUGUUAUAUUUUGUCAAAUCACAUUUAUGUAAAGUAGUUUCAGAGAGGAAUGAUGAAAAACCUGUCAGGGUUACAUACUCUGCAUUCGCUGUUGUGUCAUAUCAGAAGCAUGUGUCACAUAUAGUCUGUGGAGCAUUUAUGAGUGGAACAAUGAGGAAUGCUGAGGUGCUGCACACAAGAGAAGGAACACGAUAUCUGCUUUGUCAUGCCUGUGUGCAACCACAACUGUAUCUCAUAAAGAAUCAUGUGUGGUUGUGUAACUGAGGACACACAUGAGGCAUAUACAGUAUAGUAGUUCACAAACACACACACACACACACAGGCACGACAAUCAGUACACUCAUGUCAUAGUAUCCUAAACUCCAUGAUAACUUUUAAGCAUGCGUGUCUGUCUCUGAGUUGAACUCCCUGUUAAUGGUUGACAGACUGCAGGCCAACUGGUUGGUGUUUGAAUAAGUGAUCACCUGACUCACUCAUUUAUCUAAUGUACUGUAAAAUCAACUUGAUGUUAACUUUCUUUGCUGAAGACCACACAGUCACCUGCAUGCUGUUGAUGCAUUUAAUAAAACAUAAGGGUUAUACAUAACA
Perca fluviatilis (European perch) is the source of this 2575-nucleotide messenger RNA. RefSeq lists its product as uncharacterized. Gene Ontology annotation, cellular component: plasma membrane. Bases 517 to 1572 code for a protein of 351 amino acids. Lineage: Eukaryota; Metazoa; Chordata; Actinopteri; Perciformes; Percidae. The transcript is spliced from 12 exons. Gene Ontology annotation, molecular function: G protein-coupled receptor activity. The record is from RefSeq and is a predicted model, not a curated record. Gene Ontology annotation, biological process: adenylate cyclase-activating G protein-coupled receptor signaling pathway.